AUGGCGCAGCCUCAGCCGCAAACUCCACCGCCUACACCACUGCUUGUAACUUAUGGGUUCAAGCCAGUGUAUGAACGUUUUAGAAAACAAGCCCCACAAAACUUUGAAGGGAAAGCUCAUCCAAUAGUGGCAAAUGAUUGGUUAAGAUCGGUCGAGGCCAUUUUCGAUCAUAUGGAGUUGAAUGAUCGCCAAAGAGUCUCCUGUGCAGUUUAUUUACUUAAGAUGGAAGCACGGAUAUGGUGGGAUGUAAUUAAACAGACCCGUGACUUGAAUACCAUGACUUGGGUAGAAUUUGUCCAGACUUUUAACAAGAAGUAUUACAGGGCGGCCAUGCUAGCAACCAAGGUAGAUGAGUUUGUAACUCUGGUACAAGGAAACCUCUCUGUCAUUGAUUAUGCACAAAAGUUCGAUAGGUUGGAAAAAUUUUCUCCUGAAGUUGUGCCAACUGAAACUCUGCGAGUCCAAAGGUUCGUAAGGUGUAAUGCCCUGGAUAACCAAGACCGUUACACUGUGUCUUUUAAAUAG
This is a messenger RNA of Humulus lupulus (European hop), 525 nucleotides long. RefSeq lists its product as uncharacterized. Lineage: Eukaryota; Viridiplantae; Streptophyta; Magnoliopsida; Rosales; Cannabaceae. The record is from RefSeq and is a predicted model, not a curated record. The transcript has a single exon. The coding region runs from base 1 to 525 and encodes 174 amino acids.